Molecule: messenger RNA, 1500 nt
Organism: Pieris macdunnoughi
Lineage: Eukaryota; Metazoa; Arthropoda; Insecta; Lepidoptera; Pieridae
Source: the annotation of a GenBank genome assembly
AUGUCUUGGAUUGUGUGUGUUAGUGUUUUGUGUGUAUGUGCGUUAGCCAGGACUCAAAUUAUACCUUCGAAGGCUAGAGCUAGUGAUGGAGAGUUUAAUAAUGUUAAUACGGAUGGAUCCUUUGAUUUUGGAUACGUAAACAAAGACCGAGGGUCCAGCUAUCAUUUAGCCAAAGGCAACGCCAAUGGUGUCGUGGGAGGAAGAUUUGGUGCCAGAGAACCGGGCACUGAAGAGGUUAAAGAAACAAUCUAUACCGCUGGGCCAAGGGGUUUUCGAGCAAAAGGACCGAAUGUACAUCGUAAAAUAGACCUGGACCAACGCCCCAGAGGUCCUAUUGGGAACAAAGAUGACCCUUAUUUUGACCCCAAUGAAGAUCCAAGCUAUUCAUUUAAAAUUGACACCAGAACAUACACUAAGAAUGAAAAUGCUGAUAGCAGAGGCGAUGUUAAAGGGCAUUAUUCAUUCGUUGAUGACAUUGGAGAACGCCACGAUGUCUCUUACAUAGCUGGUAGAGACACUGGUUUUCAUGUUUCCUCAGCAUUUCCCGAUUCUCCUAGAGGCAUCGGUGCCCCCUUCCAUAGGGCUCCAUUGGUUCGUAAUGAGAAAAAUCCUAGAGGGAAGACUGCUGUCCAGCGGGGCUUAGAUGGUUCUUAUAGAUUUAUUUCCGCUGGACCAGACCAGAGACGAACAGAAACCAGUGACUCCCGUGGUAACGUUCGAGGGUCGUACACCUUUUUGGAUGAUAAAGGAGUUCAAAGGACAGUCCACUACAUAGCCGGUCCCGGUAUAGGAUACCGGAUUGUGAAGAACAGCAAUGACCCAUUUAUUCCAUCGUACUUCCCAACGUUACCAAGUCAAUACGAUCCGGAUUUCAAUGACGUCACUUCUGUUGGAGCCUCCGUGGCACCAGCAGGAUUUGUACCGAACGAUGAAGGAACUGAUGAUGUCUUUAAAGGCCCCGAUGGUACAGCUGCUUCUGGUCACGUGAAACCUCCACCUUUUCCAACAUCAGAUGAUAGACCAGAUCCAUCCACUUCUGACAUAAGUAGUUCUGAAAAUACUGACAGUGGCACAAAUAGUUACGGCCAGGCCCCACCAUUUAACCCAGAAACUGAUAACCAAGACUUAAGCUACGUGGAUGAAGAAUCAACGAGUUUUGCAGGCCCUAAACCAACCAAAGGAACAGGCAAACCUUGGCGUCCAAGCAGCAAACCUUUUAGGCCGACGAAGAAGCCUUACGUACCUCUAAAACCUUCUCAAGUGCCAUUUAAUAAUGAAGAUGAAAUCAACAGUGGUGAAAAAAGUAAACCACAGUUUGCUGUAGGAUUCAAUAUUCAUAGUAAGCCUGGUACAACGAUUAUUAGGAAUACUGGGCAGGAUUAUUUUGGUAUUCCACCCGGUGUUUCAGUUCGUGCUCACGUUCAAAGUAUCGAUCUUUACCCGUUCGGUUCAAAGCCUUUAUCGCCGUCAGAAGCUUUAGAACAUGAUACAUUAGUAUGA